UGAAAUGUGAACAAUUUAGUUCGAUUUGUUCCGUUAAAGUAGUUACCAGUAGUUGCCCAGAGAAAGUGACACUCGAAAAGUGGUUGUUGAAGAGUUAGACGGAAACGGAUAUCAAACAUUAAUAAGUUCAAGGACAUCAUAAUUUAACCAAAAUGGUGAAGGACGAUCCUGAAACAGCUGCUCUCAAGCAGGAAAUUAACGAUAUGAUACAAAAAUUUAAGGAUGCAGGAAAAGCUCAAGCUGAUUGUAAAUUAGAGGAAAAGUGCUCGGAUAUGGCAGAUGUACCGAAAAUAAGACUUAUGUCGAAAAAGAUCCUUAAAGGACACAUCAAUAAAGUUAAUUCGGUACAUUUUGCUGGUGAUAAUAGGCAUUGCGUUACAGGAUCGUUGGAUGGCAAACUAAUUAUAUGGGACACAUGGACUGCUAAUAAAAUUCAAGUCAUACCACUUAGAUCGGCUUGGGUUAUGACGGUGGCUUUUUCACCAUCGGGAAAUUUCGUCGCUUGCGGAGGAAUGGACAAUCAGUGCACAAUCUAUGAUGUCAACAACCGAGAUGCAUCUGGUGUAGCUAAGAUGACCAGAGAACUGCUGGGCUAUGAAGGAUUUUUGAGCUCAUGCCGAUUUCUCGACGACAAUACACUUAUAACUGGCUCAGGAGAUAUGAAAAUUUGCCAUUGGGAUCUCGAGAAGGGUGUCAAAACGAUGGACUUUAACGGACAUGCUGGUGAUAUUGCAUCAAUUUCGCUUUCACCUGACAUGAAAACCUAUAUAACUGGUUCUGUGGACAAAACGGCUAAACUUUGGGAUGUACGUGAAGAAAAACACAAACAAAUGUUUUUCGGACAUGAAAUGGAUGUUAAUUCUGUUUGCUAUCACAAUAGUGGAUAUGCAUUUUCAACUUGUUCAGAAGAUCAAACGGCCCGUUUAUAUGAUAUAAGGUCUGAUCAACAAAUUGGUCAUUAUGAGCCACCAAACAAAAAUACUGGUUUUACAUCUUGUGCUUUAUCUUAUAGUGGAAGAUAUCUUAUUUGCGGUGCAGUUGAGGGUAAUAUUCAUGCGUGGGAUACCAUGAAAGUUGUCCACAAUGGAAUACUUACUGGACAUGAGAACCGAAUUACAUGCAUAGCCAUGACACCAAAUGGCAUGUGUUUAGCUUCAACUAGCUGGGAUCAGCAAGUCCGCAUCUGGGUCUAAGCGAAAUUGCUUAUUUAAAUUUAUCAAUUUAUUCAAAGGAAUGUUUUUAUCAUGUUAUGAAUUAAUAAAA
This is a messenger RNA of Episyrphus balteatus (marmalade hoverfly), 1263 nucleotides long. It is a transcript of the gene Gbeta76C, whose product is annotated as guanine nucleotide-binding protein subunit beta-2. The transcript is spliced from 7 exons. Gene Ontology annotation, cellular component: heterotrimeric G-protein complex; cytoplasm. The record is from RefSeq and is a predicted model, not a curated record. Gene Ontology annotation, biological process: G protein-coupled receptor signaling pathway. Bases 153 to 1193 code for a protein of 346 amino acids. NCBI's taxonomy places the organism in Eukaryota, Metazoa, Arthropoda, Insecta, Diptera, Syrphidae. Gene Ontology annotation, molecular function: protein binding; signaling receptor complex adaptor activity.